GAUCGCGCCCAGCCGCCGCCGCCCGGUUGCCACAGCGACGCCUUCGCGCCGAGGCUCGCGCGCCUCCCGGAGGCCAGCGCUGCCCGCGGAACCGGCCGAACGGCCGGGGCGCGGCGCGGGGACGCUCGCAGGACGGUCGGCGGCGCCGCGCGGCGGGAAGAGCAGCCACUCAGCAUGGAGAGCGGCACCGGCGCGGCAUCCACACCCAGAGCGCUGUCUUACUACGUGGCCUUCUCCCAGCUGCUGGGCCUGACUGUGGUGGCCAUGACCGGCGCGUGGCUCGGUCUGUACCGGGGUGGCAUCGCCUGGAAGAGUGCCCUGCAGUUCAAUGUGCACCCGCUCUGCAUGGUCAUAGGCCUGGUCUUCCUGCAGGGGGACGCCCUGCUGGUUUACCGUGUCUUUAGGAACGAGGCCAAACGCACAACCAAGGUCCUGCACGGGUUGCUGCACGUCUUUGCCUUCAUCAUCGCCCUGGUCGGCUUGGUGGCAGUGUUCGACUACCACAAGAAGAAAGGCUACGCUGACAUGUACAGCCUGCACAGCUGGUGUGGGAUCCUCGUCUUUGUCCUUUACUUUGUGCAGUGGAUUGUGGGCUUCAGCUUCUUCCUGUUCCCUGGAGCUUCAUUUUCUCUGCGGAGUCGCUACCGCCCACAGCACAUCUUCUUUGGUGCCGCCAUCUUCCUCCUCUCUGUGGGCACAGCCCUGCUGGGCCUGAAGGAGGCGCUGCUGUUUAAACUGGGGACCAAGUACAGCACGUUUGAGCCCGAGGGUGUCCUGGCCAACGUGCUGGGCUUGCUGCUGGCCUGCUUCGGCGGCGUUGUGCUCUACAUCCUGACCCGGGCCGAGUGGAAGCGGCCUUCCCAGGCUGAGGAACAGGCUCUCUCCAUGGACUUCAAGACGCUGACAGAGGGGGACAGCCCCAGCUCCCAGUGACAGCCUGCUCCUGUCCUGUGGAGGGGCCUGGUGGUGGAGGCUCCUUCAGUUCUGUGGGGGCUCCAAAGGUGUCUGUUAGCCCACACCCUGCUGAGGCUGGCUGUCCUUGUCCUCAGUAUUGCGGCUCCCAGGGAGGGGCUCAGGCAGGGUGCGUGGGGAGCGUGGGUGCAGCUGUGUCUAUUUUAGUUAUUUCCUGCAUAGGGCUUGUCCUCUGCUUUCCUUUCUUACUGCUGCUGUGAACAGUCUGGUUAGCCGUGUGUAGCCCUGUGUCCCUUUGCCCCCUCCAACGCAGCAGGAUUUGGGGGGGUCAGUUCUGGUCACAGAGGGCUUUGGGUGGUCAGUCCUGGUGACAGAGGCACAGACCCCAAUAAGCAGCUGGGGAGUGGUUCCCCCCUCAAGGCAGCAGGGGCCUGGGGUAAAGCCAGUGAAACUGCAGGGCCUCAGGGACAGGCCUGGAGGAGCUAAGACUGUGUAACGCCCAAUUUAGACCAGGAGUCCUAGCUGAAUAGCACAUAGUCCAUAUGGGCCUGGUCCUUGGCAGUGGAGCUAGUGAUGUUUUGUGUAAAGUCUGUUGGUGUUCAGAGCAAGGGUCCCCAGGACAGGGAGAGGACUGGCCCGUGGGAAACAUUGGAGAUGUGGCUUUGGCUCAGCUGCAGUCGUAACCCUUGAGUCCCAGGAUGGCCAUCCUGGGAGAGGGGAUAGAAGCCCGUGACUCAGACAAACAUCCCCGGGCAGACGAAGGCAGUCUGAACAGGAGGCUCUGGGCGGUGGGGUAUCUUGUGGCCCCCUGCUACAGGGGACCCUCCUGCCCUACUUCUCAGCUUGGUCUCCUCUCCAGGCUGCCUCAGGCACUGUUCAGGCUGGGAGGUGAGGGGCACAAACCUCAUUUUUUAAAUAAACAGUUGCUGCUGCUUCCUCCUUUAGAUAGAGCUCUCCUGUUGGAGCUGUCUGCUCUGUCUUGGAGGACCAGUCUUUUCUCUUACCAGGUGCCCAUCUGCGCAGGAAGUUGAGACAGAGUCAGAAUCUGACAUCUCUCCAACUUCAUGAAAUGUGUUGUUAGUUGAGUCACCGUUUGACUUCAGUCUAGAACUAAUGUGAUUUGAGCAUUGAUCUCAUGCUUCUUAGGUUUGGCAAAUGCUUUCUCCUUGUUUUCUAGGCUUUGAAGAGCCUGACACAGUUUGAGACAGACACAGUUUACUUAAGUGAAGAAAUUAAUAAAAUUUUCAAAUCUGA
Molecule: messenger RNA, 2166 nt
Organism: Nycticebus coucang (slow loris)
Lineage: Eukaryota; Metazoa; Chordata; Mammalia; Primates; Lorisidae
Product: transmembrane ascorbate-dependent reductase CYB561
Exons: 6
Coding region: 175-933 (252 amino acids)
Cellular component (GO): lysosomal membrane
Molecular function (GO): oxidoreductase activity
Source: RefSeq, a predicted model, not a curated record